GCCGGGCUGCGGCGAGGGCGGGCGGGUGCGAUGCGCCGCGGCCCGCCGGGCCCGUCCCGCCGCGCGAGGUGAGCAGCUCCGGCCGCGGCCAUGGGCACCCUGGGCAAGGCGCGAGAGGCUCCGCGGAAACCUUGCCAUGGCUCCAGAGCUGCCCCUAAAGCAAGACUAGAGGCAAAACCAGCCAGCAGCCCCUUCCCUUCCCAUCCCAGCCUGGCCCAGAUCACCCAGUUCCGAAUGAUGGUGCCCCUGGGACCUUUAGCCAAAGGAGCCAGCCUGGACGACCUCAUCGACAGCUGCAUUCAGUCUUUUGAUGCAGAUGGAAACCUGUGUCGAAGUAACCAACUGCUGCAAGUCAUGCUGACCAUGCACCGCAUCAUCAUCUCCUCUGCAGAACUGCUCCAGAAAGUUAUGACCCUCUAUAAGGGUGCCUUGGCAAAGAAUUCACCAGGGGUUUGUCUGAAGAUCUGCUAUUUUGUCAGGUAUUGGAUAACAGAAUUCUGGAUCAUGUUUAAAAUGGAUGCCAGCUUGACAAACACUAUGGAGGAGUUCCAGGAACUGGUGAAAGCAAACGGGGAGGAGUCGCACUGCUGCCUGAUUGAUACCACUCAAAUCAAUGCUCGUGACUGGUCCAGAAAACUUACUCAAAGGAUAAAAUCAAAUACCAGCAAGAAACGGAAAGUCUCUCUGCUCUUUGACCAUCUGGAACCAGAAGAGCUAUCCGAGCAUCUGACCUACCUGGAGUUCAAGUCCUUUCGCAGGAUAUCUUUCUCUGAUUAUCAAAAUUACCUUGUAAAUCGCUGUGUGAAGGAGAACCCCACCAUGGAGCGGUCCAUUGCCUUGUGCAACGGCAUCUCCCAGUGGGUGCAGCUGAUGGUUCUCAGCCGCCCCACUCCGCAGCUCCGGGCAGAAGUCUUCAUCAAGUUCAUCCACGUGGCUCAGAAGCUCCAUCAGCUGCAGAACUUCAAUACGCUGAUGGCCGUGAUAGGCGGACUGUGUCACAGCUCCAUCUCCAGGCUCAAGGAGACGAGCUCGCACGUCCCGCACGAGAUCAAUAAGGUUCUCAGUGAGAUGACUGAGUUGCUGUCCUCCUGCAGAAACUAUGACAACUACCGGCGAGCCUACGGGGAAUGCACCCACUUCAAGAUCCCCAUCCUGGGGGUGCACCUCAAAGACCUCAUUUCCCUCUACGAAGCCAUGCCCGACCACCUGGAGGACGGAAAGGUGAACGUCCACAAGCUGCUGGCCCUGUACAAUCACAUCAGUGAACUGGUCCAGUUACAGGAGGUGGCCCCGCCGCUGGAGGCCAACAAGGACUUGGUGCACCUGCUGACGUUAUCCCUGGAUCUCUUCUACACUGAAGAUGAAAUCUAUGAGCUCUCCUAUGCCCGGGAACCAAGGAACCACAGAGCCCCACCACUAACACCUUCCAAGCCACCGGUAGUAGUGGACUGGGCCUCUGGAGUCUCACCCAAACCCGACCCAAAGACCAUCAGCAAACACGUGCAGAGGAUGGUGGAUUCCGUCUUUAAGAACUAUGAUCACGACCAGGAUGGAUACAUUUCUCAGGAGGAAUUUGAAAAGAUUGCUGCAAGUUUCCCGUUUUCCUUCUGUGUUAUGGACAAAGACAGGGAAGGCCUCAUCAGCAGGGAUGAGAUCACGGCCUACUUCAUGAGGGCCAGCUCCAUCUACUCCAAGCUGGGGCUGGGAUUUCCUCACAGCUUCCAAGAGACCACCUACCUGAAGCCCACUUUCUGUGACAACUGUGCUGGAUUUCUCUGGGGCGUGAUCAAACAAGGAUAUCGAUGUAAAGACUGUGGGAUGAACUGCCACAAACAAUGCAAAGAUUUGGUGGUGUUUGAGUGCAAGAAGCGAACCAAAAACCCAGCAGCUCCCAUGGAGAACACCACCUCAGUGGCACCAACAUCUAACCUUUGCUCACUGGGAGCCAGAGAUCUGCUCCACGCACCCGAGGAAGGAUCUUUUACAUUCCUAAAUGGAGAGGCUGUGGAACACAGUGAGGAGAGUAAGGAUCGGACCAUCGUGCUGAUGGGAGUAUCCUCACAGAAGAUUUCUGUUCGGCUGAAGAGGACUGUUGCCCACAAGACCACACAGACCGAAUCUCUGCCUUGGCUUGGCAGUGAGGGUCCUUCUGGUCACUUUGUGCUGUCCUCUCCAAGGAAGACAGCCCAGGAUACCCUUUAUGUACUUCCCAGUCCCACAUCUCCAUGUCCCAGUCCUGUCUUGGUCAGAAAGCGGGCGUUUGUCAAGUGGGAGAAUAAAGAGUCUCUCCUAAAAUCAAAAGAAGAGCUCCGUCAUCUCAGACUCCCAUCGUAUCAAGAGCUGGAACAGGAAAUAAAUACCCUGAAAGCAGACAAUGAUGCCCUAAAGAUCCAACUAAAAUAUGCACAGAAGAAAAUAGAAUCCCUUCAGCUUGAAAAAAGCAAUCACGUCCUAGCACAGAUGGAACAGAGUGACUGUUCUUAGCCAGGAACUUAAGGAGCACAAUCGGGAUGAGUACACUGGGGCUCUUCUUUCCUAAGCUGAUGAACAGAGACCGGGGCAACUUUAGGUGGACUGUCUUUUUAAACAGUACUUUAACAGAGAAAUGCCAUUUACUGUUUUGUUUUUUAAACCUAAAGACUCCUAAUUUACAGUAUUGUUUUCUCUUUAUCAGGUGAAGGAUCCAAAACUUCACAUUUGUAAAGUGUGCUAAAACAUAACUAGUUUCCUAACAAGGUAGUGUCUCAUAUGGCCUGCUUGACUGAUUCUUAAAACAAAUUUCUGGAAAACGAAUUGACUUUUUCCCUAGGUUUUCUACAAACUGAGGAAUUUCCUUUGUUCCACAAAGCUUACUGAUAAUGAAAAAUUACCCAUAUUCCAAAAGUAGAUGGCCUUGUAAGUCCCAGCAUUCUUUGUGAAUCUGGCUCCCACUUCACUACCUCAGAUCUAAUCAAUUAGCCUCUUUCUCCUCCUUCAUCACUAUGCCACACGUGUGAGCAUCUAGAGAUGCAGCCUGGCUGCUUAGUGGUCUAUUAAACGUGACAUUAUCCAGAUGCAAAUCAAUUAGUUCUAGUCUUACUCAUCAUAAAAUAAAUUUGGUACCAGGAAACAUAGCUGUUACCAUCUCACAUGACUUGCUAAUUAGCUAAAAAUAGGUGUAGACAUGUUUGUUCAGUCUACAGGGCACAGAAUUAGGAAUUUAUGGGGUUUUUUAAAGCAAGUCUGUGAAGAAUAACUUCAUGUUUCAUCUUUUUUAAACUUUUUAAAAUUGUUUUGAACUGAUUGUCUUAAACUGUCUUCACUAUUAAUACUACUUAGAAAUAAGCUAAUUGGAUCAGCAAUGUAAAUAAUAGCUGACAGCAUGUACAUAUGUAUAUAGUAUGUAUAUACAACAUCAGGCAUGCAUGUGGUUUGGACCUGUCUCUAUAAAAUGUGGAAAUGAGUUACACAACUUUUAGACAUUUAUAUAAAUAUACAGUUGUUUCUUAUAAUAUAGUUCUGUUUGUUACAAAAUGGAAAACUUGCUUAUAAACUGUAUUAUUUAACAAAAUCACAAGUAACAAGUCUUGCGUGUAUUCUAUUAUGGAGGUUAAUAAUGAAUGAGUUCAGUUGGUGGCCUGGGCAAUUCACAAACUCUAUUAUCAGCCUCUAAUAUAUUAUCAGCCACUUUCUUUUAGUGGGGGAGCUUAGCUUUCAUUCUUGGAAAAUCCAGUACCAGUUAAUUUAUAAUUCAUAUACAAAUUGGCCAGCUGCCAGGAAUAUAAUCUUAAUUAAGUUUCAAAUUUAAAGCCAAAGCAGCAAGUUUCCAUAAGAAUACAAAGUAUUGCCUAUUUACAGGAUUCAGAUAAUUUAAGUUUUGAUGAAAGAUUACUUCCCAUUUGCAUACUUUUUGGUAGUAAGUUUUAGUGACACAGAACUUACAAAUGUUUUAAAGAAUCGCUUCACACAUAAAUUUAUUCUUUUUGUAAGUCCAAACUCAGAAAUCCUCAGAGCAGGGCUGCUUAGGUCCAUCGCCUGGAAUAUAUACUCUAUUAGCACUGUAACUAGAUUUAUAUGAAAUAAAUAUGAACUUAUGACAAAUGUUAAAAUCCAGAUUUCACUUUCCUGUGACAGACUAAAGGGUAUAUAGCUUAGUUUUUAAAGAAAAUAUAAUCAUGGAAUAUAAAUUUGCUCAUACUCUCCACCCAAAAUAAAGAUCUCAAACUAGUUUUUAUGUAAAUAAAUCUGUAAUAUAUAGGAUUUCAAAAGGUCACAGUUCCCUUAAUUAAAUUUUCACAGCUAGACAAUCUCAGGCACUGCAGAAUGGAUCACUGAAAUGCGUAAUACAGGCCAAAGUUUCAUCAUGUUUUAAAAUACAGCAAGAGUAAAAAAAUGUUAUCUUAUUACUUAUGUUGUGCUGUGGGAGCUAGUGAAAUCUACAGAAAGAAAUUGCAACAACAUAUUGACUUGAAAUAAUUUGGGGCAGAUAUUUAUCUCCCAAGACAAGGACAAAUCAUGUUUUAUUAACAAUGUCACUUCUCAUUUUUUUUGUUAAUUGACUCACCUUUUCACUGACCAUUUGUGAAUCUGUCUCAAGGUAUAUAAUGUAAAAGGACUGCAAGAAAAAAAUGUACAGAUUGUAAAUUUUUUGAUACUUAAUGUAAGUUUUCAUGUAAUAUUUAUAUGAUAAAGACAUUAGGAUCCCCCAACACACGUCUUGUGUUUCUUCUUCAUCUGCAUGAAUAUGUACAAACCUCACCUGAAAUUUUACUAUUAUUUAUGUAUGGACUACUCUUCUGUUCUAUUAAUUUUCUCCUGAAAGCAAAAGCAAAGCCUAUUCAGCUGAAAUGUUUCGAUUAUCUCUUUUGUAGAACAAAGAAGUAACAGUACAGAAAUACCCAAUCUUUUCCCAUAGUGACCCCCGCCCAGUAAGCCUAUAAAUACAUUAAAGAACAAAAAUUAA
Heterocephalus glaber (naked mole-rat) is the source of this 4942-nucleotide messenger RNA. It is a transcript of the gene Rasgrp1, whose product is annotated as RAS guanyl releasing protein 1. Gene Ontology annotation, cellular component: plasma membrane. NCBI's taxonomy places the organism in Eukaryota, Metazoa, Chordata, Mammalia, Rodentia, Bathyergidae. The record is from RefSeq and is a predicted model, not a curated record. Gene Ontology annotation, molecular function: guanyl-nucleotide exchange factor activity; calcium ion binding. Gene Ontology annotation, biological process: Ras protein signal transduction.